Drosophila rhopaloa is the source of this 654-nucleotide messenger RNA. RefSeq lists its product as uncharacterized. The coding region runs from base 18 to 362 and encodes 114 amino acids. The record is from RefSeq and is a predicted model, not a curated record. NCBI's taxonomy places the organism in Eukaryota, Metazoa, Arthropoda, Insecta, Diptera, Drosophilidae. The transcript has 3 exons.
UCACACCUAAAUUAGAGAUGCUCACGAGAAAAAGUCUGAUUACGUUGCUAAUAAUGUUCUUUUUAGGAUGCCAGGAAGCGGCGGAUAAGGGAAAACAGGAGAAACUCUUGGAUUUAGCGGAAUGUUUACCAGAUAAAUUCACUGUCACGGGUCCGAUUUUGGACUGGUGCUGCUUCUGGACGCCGAAGAUGGGCUGCCAGCAAUUGGGGGGCACUUUAUACCAAAACUUCUCGGACUGUGAUAUCUGUCGGCACUCCUGUAACUGCGACGAGGAUAAAGUCAGUGGAAUGGUCAAGAUCUCCCCCCGCAGAUGGUGCGCUGUGCUGGGCAUUCUAGCCCUUCUAUCGAUAGCAUAUCUAUAGUCUUGAGAACCGUUGCUUUGCAUAUCACAGGAAAUUCAAUAAAGUUGCCUACAUGGGGGAAUUUAAAGUGCUUGGGCACAGACCGAAAAACCAAGUGGCCAUUGCACUAAGCCAAGGCGCAUACAAAUCUAGUCAACAACAAUGGGUCUCCUUCUGUCCCCAAACGACGCAGUGCACAUGACUCUGGCCAGAAGGGGCGAGGGAAUACGAUAUUGCUUCUGUUUGUUUUUGCCGGCAAGUACCAGUGUUGACAGAUAUUCAAAAGGAAAACAUCAUUUUUUAGUCUCGCAAC